AUGAAAACCAAAGCUUUGCUACAGGUAGUGAUGUUGUACAGUGCGGUGAAGGCAGUAACACCAGGAUUUCAGUACACGAGUAAAAACUCAUCUGAUGCAAUAGGAAACCAACCUUGCUCCCUGGGAGAUUACAUAUCGAAGGCAAGGUGUCAACAAUCAGAAUUUGAACUCAUUUGCACAGCCGGCUUUACAGCAUAUUGGAUAAGAGGAAUGAAGCGAGAAAUAACACACCUGCGGUUAGUAGAUUGGCCCGGAGAUUGCUUCAAUAUCGGACAUUUAGAAUUCCACUACCCUGAGCUCUUAAUCUUAGAAUUUAUCAAUUCUACGAGUCUCAGGUAUUUCAAGGGUCACUUCAGCGCUUUAAACAAAAUUCAGAAACUGACAGUACACGGUAUGCCACACCUAUGGGAGAUUCCAGCCGAGGUAGUUUCUGAAAUGGGAGAAUUACGUGAAAUAAAUCUUAAAGGAAAUAUGCUGAGGCAUAUGAAAGCACGUCUUCUGGCAGGACCAAGGCGAUUAGAACGAGUGUACUUAAAAGGUAACAAUUGGGAUUGUAAUGAUGGAGGACUGGAUUGGCUGGCGAUGGAACCAGAAAAUGGAACGCUGAAAAGAAAAAUAGCAGACUAUUAUGACCUUGUAUGUCAACAACAACUCUACAAAGGAAAACCUCUGCAUAUCGUCAUGGAUAUUAUUAAGACAAUUCGUCGGACGUGUCCAGAUCCGUGCUCUUGUACGAUGACGCACAUCGUAUCUGACACAGCGGGUGCCGUGAUUCCACUCAUUACGGUAAACUGUGCCUAUAAAAAAUUGGAGUCCCCGCCUGCUUCGCUCCCACCAGGCACCACCACACUUCGACUUGAGGGCAACAAGUUAAAAUCAAUUGCAGUUAUUAUGCAAAAUAUUAUAAGUAAUCCACAAUACAAGAAACUGGUGGACUUGUACUUGGACAAUAACAGCAUAUCGGCAGUCAAGGAGCUGGAGGGCACUGAGUGGUUUACAACCUUCCGCGUGUUGAGUUUACGAGGAAACUUACUUAAACAGAUUCAAAUUUUUGCCUUCGAUAAAGCCUUUCAAGCAAACAACAAUUUAAUGCAUGUGUUCCUGGGAGACAAUCCGUGGCGGUGUGACUGCCUUUACAUACCUCGAUUCCAAAAUUUCUUACUAAAAUAUAAAAGAGUCCUUCGUGACCAAAAUGACAUACGUUGUUCAAAAACAAACGAUAGGAAGACUUCGCUUGUACAGAUCAACAAAAUACCGUUGGGAAACAUUUGUAGCAGCGACGAUGUUGAACUACCAAUAAGUUAUAUAAAUAUUAUUAAUUUAGUUUUACUUGCUCUAAUUUUGAUAAUAGUAGCUAGGUUUUUAUACGACAGGCACAAUUUUAUAAGAACUGGUAAACUGCCGUGGCUGUCUUCAAUAUUACCUUAA
This is a messenger RNA of Arctia plantaginis, 1428 nucleotides long. The record is from the annotation of a GenBank genome assembly. Lineage: Eukaryota; Metazoa; Arthropoda; Insecta; Lepidoptera; Erebidae.